Messenger RNA from Gasterosteus aculeatus aculeatus (three-spined stickleback), 1545 nucleotides. RefSeq names its product TNFAIP3-interacting protein 1. NCBI's taxonomy places the organism in Eukaryota, Metazoa, Chordata, Actinopteri, Perciformes, Gasterosteidae. The record is from RefSeq and is a predicted model, not a curated record. Gene Ontology annotation, biological process: regulation of transcription by RNA polymerase II; cellular response to lipopolysaccharide.
CUUCGAUACAACCGGACGCUUCCGGUUCAUCCACGUCACCGAGCCGCGCUAUAACUUCACGUGCGGAACACGUUGCUUCUUCACACCACAGCUGUUGAUGCGUCUGAGCAUGUCGGGGAGAAGUAGCAACAUGUCACAAAAUGAAAACCCGGCGGACGGACCCCCUGUGGAGAGAUCACGGACCACGUACCAGAGACUGUAUCCGUCCCUGCCCGACACAGACAGGUUCAACGUUUGUGAGGCGGCAGAAAAGCUUCACACGGCUGCAGUUAAUCCCCCCGGCAGAACCCCUCAGUCACAGGCGUCAGCGGGAGGCAUGAAAGCACAGAUGCUUCUUUUGGAGGAGCAGAAGCAGGAGCUUCUGUCUAUUAACACAAAAUGGGCAAAAGAGUACCGCACCAUGGCGCGGUACUACAAAGCGAGGAUCCAGCAUUUAAAUGAACUACUGCAACGUGGCCACUCUGGAGAGGAGAUGUGCGAAGAGGGAGGAAAUAACCAUAAAGAGAAUACUGAAGACAAGUUACUGAAGGAGGCAGAGGGGCUGCGAGCACAAAACAGCACUUUGACACAAAAAGGGCAGCGUCAGCAGGACGAGAUCAGACGACUGAACAAGGCUCUAGAAGAAGCACUUAAGACUACUCAACCUCUCAGUGUGAGCAGUGAAACGCUACAAGAUGUGUGGAAACAUCAGGCAGACGUCUACAAAGAAGACUUUUUGAAGGAGCGCAGCGACAGGGAGAAGCUUAUGGAGAAGCAUCUGAAACAAGAGAAACAGUUUAGAAAAGUUCACAGUGAACUAUGUGCCCUCAAAUCUCAGCUGAGGUCACCGCAGCCGGUACUCGCCGCCUGUCCACACCGUGAGGUCCGGCUGCAAGGAGGCCUCCCGCUCCACAGCAAACCCUGAGGGUCCACGACGUCCUCGCUCCUUCGCUCCAGGACGUGAGCUCCGUUCCGUUUCAGUCAUGGGACCGUUUAGCUUCAGGAGGCCGAUCGAGCGGCAGCACGACGCGAAAAACUCACUUAAGCACCCUGUGAAACAGAAAUGUGUCCCUCCCAGUGUAAACGCUUCCCGGGAGGAGAAAAGCAGCACUGAGGGGGGGGGGGGGGAACACUCUACCCAUCGCGUGCAAAGUUCUGUUACGUCAGCCGUGAGGGACACAUCAUCUAUUGCACUGCAAACACUAUUGACUUCAUCCAAAGUGCAACAUGGAUGAGGGAGCUCCUUGCCACCACACAGUGCAGGAAGAGGACCCGACAGACAACAGUCGCAGUGCAUCAUGGGAGGAGGCUGACGUCGGAUCACCCGCAUCCAUCUGGCGUAUGAAGCAGCUCUGUGGAACGCACUUUAAGAAGAUGGAUAACGAGCGCCACGUGGCCAAGUCAUCCAGCAUUACCUCGUUAACACCCAAGGCCUUUCAGAGGAGAGAUAGAGGUCGUGGGAAGCGACCCCAAAUUAUAUUUGAUAAUUUAUUUUAAAGUACAUUUUAAAAUGUUUGUUUCCUCAGUGUUUUUGUUCAUCAUAAACAAAAUAAAGCGUUGAAUGUC